Molecule: messenger RNA, 2202 nt
Organism: Bemisia tabaci
Lineage: Eukaryota; Metazoa; Arthropoda; Insecta; Hemiptera; Aleyrodidae
Product: trehalose transporter 1-like protein
Biological process (GO): transmembrane transport
Cellular component (GO): membrane
Molecular function (GO): transmembrane transporter activity
Source: RefSeq, a predicted model, not a curated record
CAGUUACAGAUUCUGCAGAGCCACUCCGCAAGCGGUUACGUAACGGCGACGCUCAGCGACGAAGCGUAGAGGCGGCCAAUGUUUUGAGUCCGGGAAUAGUUAGGUUAGUCAGUGUGAAUCCGUCGCGAUGCGCGAUCCACCCGGGCCCUCCGUGAGUCUCAUCGACGACGCCGUUGACGUCGAUGAGGAUGUGCCAGUGCCGACCAACACCCGCUAUGAGUACUCUAACAGGUCCACAUUCGCCCAGGUGCUGGCAACCAUCGUUCAAAGCUGGCUCCUGAUCGACAAUGGACUGAUGAAGGCUGUGCCGACUUUGAUUUUAGGAUCUCUCCAUGACAACCCAAAUGAGCCUCUCGAUAUGAAUGAUGACCAAGCCUCUUGGUUCGGGGCCAUACCAUACAUCUGCACGCCGAUCACAAGCUUCGCUUCGGGGAUAUUCCAGGAGAAGUUCGGGCGUAAGGGGUCCAUGAUCCUCGUCAACAUCCCGAUCUUCGUGGCUUGGAUACUUCUCUACGUGGCCGAGUCCAUCGCGGCUUUCUACACGGUGGCCGUCAUCAUGGGUCUCAGCAUCGGCCUCAGCGAGGCCCCGCUCAGUUGCUACAUCGGGGAGACAUCAGAACCCCACCUCAGGGGAACGCUAGCCACCAUCAUGUCCACCGCCAUGAUCAUAGGUUAUUUUAUAAUGUACACUCUCGGAUACUUCUUUGACUGGAGGACUGCCGCCUUGAUUAGUAGCGCCUUUCCGAUUGUUACUUUUGUACUCAUGACGCCGAUACCCGAAUCGUCAACAUGGUUGAUAGGACGUAGCCGAUUCAAAGAUGCUAAGAAAUCACUGAGGUGGUUGAGAGGUUGGGUUACUGCAGAAGCCGUUGAAGAGGAAUAUCAAAGUCUCCUCAGCAACAAUCGGGAUCCAAUCCGCAAAAAACCAUCGGAAAGCACGCUCCAAGAAAGGGGUCCUGAACAGGAAGAUUAUGGUUUUUUCAGAACGCAAUAUCAGACAUUGAUGAAUGAUAAUAUCAUGCUGCCACUUCGUUUGGUGCUGAUUACCUCUUUCAUUGGGUAUGUGGCCGUUCUCAGAGGCAUGACACCGUAUCUGAUCGGCGAACUCAACGCCUUGAGCACACCGAUUGAUGCAAAGCUUGUACUGAUAAUCACUCAAAUUUUGUUCCUGCUCGGCGCUGCAGCCGAUAUGAUGUUCCUGCAGGGACUCGGUAAGCGGAAGAUCGCGCUUUUCUCGCACGCGAUCGCAGCGGUUUGCCUCCUGGGGAUCGGCUUUUACGCCUUUCACCUCCAGGCUUCGGCCGUGUACUACCCGCAUCUGGCCUGGCUCCCUGUCAUCUUUCUGAUGGUCAUCAACUUCCUCGGCGGUUUCAGCCUCCAGGUCCUGCCGUGGCAACUCAUGUGCGAAGUCUUCCCACGGGUAGGCCGUGGUCUUGCAACCGGAAUAUCAGCCGCUUGGACACAUUUGGUGAUAUCCCUCCUGAUCAAGUCUUAUCUGUACAUAAAAGCUUGGAUAGGACUAGGUGGCGUGAUGUAUCUUUACGGCACGAUCACAGCCUUUGGCGUUGUGUACUUCUACCUCCAUCUCCCUGAAACGGAAGGCAAGAGCCUGAAGCAAAUCGAAACCUACUUCACCUCAAACCACGACCGAAAGGAGAAGUUUGAGGUCGAAAAAUGAAUCAGAAGUCGGGCUUUGACGAGUAAUGCCCGUUAUCCUGAAUUGCUGUGAUAUAAUGUACGAGUAUUAAGUAAUUUAACUUAAGUACAAAUUUGUGAUUUUAUUUUUUUUAAUCGAUUCUUUGGGGUGCACCCCAAACGAUUUACUGCCCAGAUUGUGGUUAAAAUCAACCUCGAUGAGAGAAUAUCUCCGUAAUUUCAAAUUGAUGGCGCGCAAAAAAAUCUGCGUGUUGAAUGUUUAAAUUUUUCUCAUUAGUUUUGCUAGGCUAUUGAAUUUUCAGGAGUUUUAGUAGACGAUAAAAUUUAGGAUUCAAUUACUUUAAAAUUUCGAAAAAACUUACACAAUUUAUUAUUUACUUUAAGUUUUAAAUCUCUUCAAUCCUUUUUAUAUCAUUUUUUAUGUAAUAGUUUUUGUCUCCGUAAAGACUAGAAUAAGCUCAAAUGUAAAGAAAUGUUUAAGUUGACAAUCUUAGGUAUUAAGUAAAGUUAAUAAAUGUAUUUUUGAAUAAAGAGACAUUAAUUCGU